AUGGACCGUCGUUUUCAUGCUGUCCAAGAUCGUCUAGCUGAACAUUAUGCUCAAACAUUAAAAACUGUUCAAGGUUCUGUAUCUGCGGUUACAUCUAAUCAAGAAUUAAUAACUCGUAGUGAAAUUAUGGAUGAUAGAGAUUUACAAGACAAACUUCUUGAACUUCAAGAUGAGGUCAUGCGUUUGCGCUUAAUACAUACAUUAAAUCGUAACCAAUCGAUAUCAACAGAUAAUACUCGACUAGAUUAUGAAGAUAGUGAAGAUGAAAGUAUACUAUCAUCAUCAUCGAAUAAUGAAAAUCAUCGUUUAAGUUCUUCUGUUGGUAUUUAUUCAAGUUCAACUAAGGAAUCUAAUCAUUGUCUUCGUCAAUCAACACCUUGUUUAUUUCAAUCAACAAAUAAUAAUAAUAAUAAUAAUGCUAUAACACAAUGUAUGAAUUCAUCGACUUUACUUUUAUCUUCUAAAUUAUCAUCAUCUACCAAUAAAAUAAAUGUCGAAUGA
Rotaria sp. Silwood2 is the source of this 501-nucleotide messenger RNA. The record is from the annotation of a GenBank genome assembly. Lineage: Eukaryota; Metazoa; Rotifera; Eurotatoria; Philodinida; Philodinidae.